AGAAAAAAAGGAGAAAGGGGCAUCAAAGUCAAUAAUGAUUAAUUUGUGUUAAUACUGUUCAAUUUCUUCGAAACCCAAUACCAAUAAAUCCACACACUCUCUGUCACGCCCUCAUUCCUUUCACUUGACAAAAUUCUCUUUUACUUAUUUUCACUUAAACUUAGCAAACACACGCAUUCAAACCCAAUGACACUCAUAAAAAGAUCACUAAAAUAUGUUCUUCCAAGGAACUCUUUCUCUCAUCUAGUGUUUACUACCUUCUUAUUGGUAUUUCUCCUUCUCCACCUAUCACGUGCUAACGCCACCCAUAAAACAACCAAUCACGUGACUUCAUACCCAAAUUUUCAGCACUUAAAUGUUCCAAAACAGAUUGCCUCCAUCAAACUUCACACCAAACAUGAUUCUGAUCAUCAUUAUCCUUCUAAAUUUAAUGACCAAAAUAUCAUCACAUUGUCUAAAAAUAAUAAUAAGCUUUUGAACCAUUCAAGUUUUAGCCUUAAGCUUAAUCUUGUUCAUAGGGAUAAGCUUAAUCAUAAACUAUUUGGCUCUUCCAACCGUGAUCAUAAUCAUAAUCAUAACCACCGUUUUAAUCUUCUAAUACAACGUGAUAUCAAACGGGUUGCCGAUAUAAUUCACCGGGUUUCAAACACUAGUAUUAGUAUCAGUAGUUUGAAUGAUUACAAGGUAGUGGAAUCAUUCGGUUCGGAGGUGGUAUCGGGUAUGGAUCAAGGAAGUGGAGAGUACUUUAUAAGAUUAGGAGUAGGAAGCCCACCAAAGAAACAGUACAUGGUUAUUGAUUCGGGUAGUGACGUUGUUUGGGUCCAAUGUCAGCCUUGUAAACAAUGUUAUAAACAAACUGACCCGGUUUUUAACCCGGCCCAAUCAGCUUCCUAUUCGGGUGUAUCAUGCUCAUCCUCUGUCUGUGGACGAAUUGAAAACUCUGGUUGCGGCCACUCAGGCCGUUGCCGAUAUGAAGUUCAGUAUAGUGAUGGGUCCUACACUAAGGGAAACCUUGCAUUUGAGACUCUUACAAUUGGUGGGACUGUUAUUAGAAACGUUGCAAUGGGGUGUGGACAUAGUAAUCAAGGCAUGUUUGUAGGGGCUUCUGGUUUAUUGGGUUUGGGUGGUGGGUCCAUGUCAUUUGUGGGCCAGUUAGGAGGUCAAACUGGUGGUACAUUUAGUUACUGUCUAGUGAGCCGGGGUUCAGGAAACCCCGGCUCAAUAGUGUUCGGGCGAGAAGCAAUGCCGGUGGGUGCGGCUUGGAUCAAUUUGGUCCGCAGCCCUCGAGCGCCAAGCUUCUAUUACAUAAACUUAAUGGGACUCGGUGUAGGCGGGGUGCGGGUCCCGCUCCCCAAUGGUAUAUUUGGGUUUACCGAAUCAGGGGACGGGGGUGUAGUCAUGGACACAGGUACGGCCGUGACUAGACUCCCGACCCCUGCUUACGAAGCAUUUCGAGACUCUUUCCUGACCCAAACUGCCAAUCUUCCAAGAGCACCAGGGAUGUCAAUCUUCGACACAUGUUACAAUCUGGCCGGAUUUGGGACGGUUAGAGUCCCAACCGUGUCUUUCUAUUUUACGGAUGGGCCGAUACUAACCCUUCCGGCAAGGAACUUCUUGAUCCCGGUUAAUUCGGAAGGUAUAUUUUGCUUCGCAUUUGCAGCUUCACCAACAGGAUUAUCAAUCCUAGGAAACAUUCAGCAAGAAGGUAUUCAGAUAUCUAUUGAUGCUGCCAAUGGUUUUGUAGGAUUUGGUCCUAAUGUUUGCUGAUUCUUUAUCAACCAAUCAACAAAACACCAAUUAAUCCUCAAAAUUUUGGUCAGACUACUAGUAUUAGUUAUUAAACAAUAUAAUAAUACUGAAUCCAUUUUGUAAAGCGUUUUCAUUUUCCUAGCUUUUUCAUUUAAAUUUUGGGCUUUUUUUUCACUUUUUUUGGUAUGCUGUGAAUCUAUGAUCGAUAAUGAUUGUAUUGAUAAAUAUUAUAGCUAAAUAAAUAAUUAAUAAAUAGA
Molecule: messenger RNA, 2006 nt
Organism: Amaranthus tricolor (Joseph's coat)
Lineage: Eukaryota; Viridiplantae; Streptophyta; Magnoliopsida; Caryophyllales; Amaranthaceae
Product: protein ASPARTIC PROTEASE IN GUARD CELL 2
Exons: 1
Coding region: 187-1767 (526 amino acids)
Biological process (GO): proteolysis
Molecular function (GO): aspartic-type endopeptidase activity
Source: RefSeq, a predicted model, not a curated record